Didymella exigua CBS 183.55 is the source of this 867-nucleotide messenger RNA. RefSeq names its product HAD-like protein. NCBI's taxonomy places the organism in Eukaryota, Fungi, Ascomycota, Dothideomycetes, Pleosporales, Didymellaceae. The transcript is spliced from 2 exons. Gene Ontology annotation, molecular function: phosphatase activity. Bases 1 to 867 code for a protein of 288 amino acids. The record is from RefSeq and is a predicted model, not a curated record.
AUGAGCUCACAGACUACCCCACUACCACGCGUUCGCGCAGCGCUGUUCGAUAUGGACGGAUUGCUCAUUGACUCGGAAGACAUUUACACAGACAUCACAAACACAAUCCUUGCCCGCUACGGAAAGCCAAAACUACCAUGGUCCAUUAAGGCACAACUACAAGGACGUCCGGGCCCUCAAGCCGGCCAGAUCUUCCACUCGUGGGCGCAACUUCCUAUUGAUCAGGAGCAGUUCUUCAGGGAGCAGAGAGAGCUUCAAGUGAAACUGUUCCCAAAUACCAAGCCGCUACCAGGUGUGAUGGACCUGCUGGUGGGAUUGAAGAAGCGGGGCGUACACAUGGCAUUGGCAACGAGCAGCAACAAGACCAACUUCAAGAUCAAGAGCGAGCACCUCGGUGACCUCUUCCAGAACUUCGAGCUUGAACAUCAGGUCCUCGGUGAUGAUCCGAGGAUACCUGCUGGUCGUGGCAAGCCGGCGCCGGACAUUUACCUCCUCGCGCUUUCCACGCUCAACAAGACGCUCGAGGCUAAGGGCGAGGCGCCGAUUCAGCCAGAGGAGUGCCUGGUAUUUGAGGACAGUGUUCCAGGUGUCGAGUCAGGGAGGAGAGCUGGCAUGCAGGCAGUCUGGGUGCCUCAUCCUGAGCUGCUGAUUGAGUAUAAGAGCAAAGAGAAGGAGGUGUUAGCUGGAUUGACCGGCGAGCAUAAGAAAGAUGAAGAGCAGCAAUUGCAGCAGACCGAAGUUGAUUUAAAACAGAGCAAGAGGCAGGUCGGUAUGCCUGGUGAGAUCGACGAUGGUUGGGCACGCCACCUCGGGAGCUUGGAAGAUUUCCCGUAUGGGAGCUACGGUAUGGAAGAGAAGAGAGUAUAA